Messenger RNA from Sitophilus oryzae (rice weevil), 1728 nucleotides. It is a transcript of the gene Fpgs1, whose product is annotated as folylpolyglutamate synthase, mitochondrial. NCBI's taxonomy places the organism in Eukaryota, Metazoa, Arthropoda, Insecta, Coleoptera, Curculionidae. The transcript is spliced from 9 exons. Gene Ontology annotation, biological process: tetrahydrofolylpolyglutamate biosynthetic process. Gene Ontology annotation, molecular function: tetrahydrofolylpolyglutamate synthase activity; ATP binding. Gene Ontology annotation, cellular component: mitochondrion; cytoplasm; cytosol. The coding region runs from base 164 to 1603 and encodes 479 amino acids. The record is from RefSeq and is a predicted model, not a curated record.
AAUGUGUUUAUUACGUAAGAAAAGAUCAAAUACAAUCAGAUAAAUAUGAACUUUAAUUCAUGAAAAAUUUUUAUGAAGAGUGAUAAUUUUCUAAAAAAUGUUUUUAUUUGUUCACAAAUAACGAACCCGAAACCGUUUACUUUUACUUAGGCAGUUUAAGGUUAUGUCUGUGUCGUCAAUAUUUAAUAGAAAAGGCUUAGCAAAAAUUUUGCCCUCAAUAAUGCCUAGUAGUUAUAUAGAAGCCAUAGAGACUUUAAAUACAUUACAGAGCAAUGCCAAUUAUAUCAAAAAUGCAAAAAUUAAAAACAUGGCACAAACAAAUAUGAUGGAAAUGCAAAAGUUUUUGAAUAAAACGGGGGUGUCUCUAUCCCAACUGGAUACUUUGCAAGUAAUUCAUGUUUCUGGAACAAAAGGCAAAGGAACCACCUGUUCAUAUUGCGAAAGUAUUUUGAGAAGUCACGGCUACAAGACGGGGUUUUAUUCAUCUCCGCACUUACUGGAAGUGAGAGAGCGUAUAAGGCUUAAUGGGUUGCCCAUAUCUCAGGCCAUGUUUGCAGACUAUUUCUGGAGAAUAUAUAAUGACCUAAAUUCACAAAAAAGUAAUUCAUUUGAUAUGCCCUUAUAUUUUCGCUUUCUAACAAUAAUGGCAUUUCAUAUAUUUCUUAAUGAAAAUGUUGAUGUGGUAAUACUGGAGGUGGGUAUUGGUGGUGAAUACGACUGCACAAACAUAGUAAGAAAAACUCUUGUUGCUGGAAUAACACCUUUAGGUUUUGAUCAUACUUCUUUGUUAGGCAAUACAUUAGAAUCAAUAGCUUGGAAUAAGGCUGGAAUAAUGAAACCAGAUGCACAAAUUUUUACUACAAAUCAACCUGAGAAUGCAAUGAAAGUUUUGAAAGAAAGAAGUAUAGAGAGGAAGUGCACUUUAAAUAUAGCAGAAAACUUAUAUACAGAUGUUCAUGGUUCAAAUACUCCUUUAUAUGUACAAACAACCAAUGCAAAUUUGGCAUUGGCUAUAUCUAAAGCUUUUGUUGAUUUGCGUCCCAAAACUGACAAUAAUAAUAUAAUUGGAAAGUUUGAUUUAGAUCUGGCUAAAAAAGCAAUAGAUAUGACCAAGUGGCCUGGAAGAUAUGAAAUAAUUCCAAGGAAUAAUUCGGUGUUUUACCUUGAUGGAGCGCAUACUUCGGAGAGUAUCCUUAUUUGUGUGGACUGGUUUUUAUCUAAAUCGAUAUUAAAUAAGGAAAGAAUAUUGAUAUUUAAUAUUAUUGGAGAUAGAGAUCCAGAAAAUCUACUAGAAGUGUUGGUUAAAUGCCAUUUUAGUAUGGCAAUAUUCAUACCCAAUAUUGGACAUGAUAGCGACAAUGCAGAUUCGCUGGACAACAUUCAACCGCUAAACAAUCAACUGAAUCGUUGCAAAGCUAAUAAAGAAAUAUGGGAUAUUCUAUAUCCAAAUGGUACCUCACAGGUGCUUCCUUCAUUUGCAAAGGCAGUACACUUUUUGGAAAAUAACAAAAAUAAGGAAUAUGACGUUUUAGUUACUGGAUCAAUACAUCUUAUUGGAUCAGCAAUGUCAGUUUUAGACAAGACAUUGAAUGGAACUCUCUAAACAAGUUAAUUCUUUUAAACCUAGCUACUAUGUGUGUUAUAGUUCAGUACAAGGUGUACUGUGGUGAUACUGUUGAUACUUAUAUUCGGUAUAAUGUAAGUAAAAUAAUAAAUGUAAGUAAAAGA